CCCUCCUGGCGCCAUCUGAUUGGCCGACGACCGCCCCUACCCGGCCCUGGCCCUAUUCCCACCGGGUGCACCCGAUUUUGGCUACUCACCCCCCGGAGGAAUACUCGAUCUUACUCUCGCCUACCCGAAAAUGGCUGGGCUAUUCGACCAACAGACCAACAGCAGACCACGCUCACGAACACACGUCACAAACACCCCGCACUCGAGUUCCGACACUUCCGACGGCGGGCGGAGGCGGACCUAACACGACUAACGCGGCGGAACUCUCGUUUGAAGUGGAUGUCUCUCCUGCAAGCCUUCUCCUGCAAACCACCGCCGACGGCGGAACUCUCUCGGUUCUGGUAGAUCUCGCUCCUGCAAGUAGAUCUCGCUCCUCAACCCACCAAGUCUCUCGUGGUUAAUCUCGGCACUCGUGCCUGAACGGUAGACUGGCAUCGGCAGAACAUGAGCGAUGAAGACAGCGGUGGGUCAAAUGUUCGCGGCAGACGGCCGUUCGUUCGUUGCGGGCAAGAACAGCGGGGGCAGGCAGAAGACUUACCGGUGCUCGGGCCAUACCGGAGGCUGCAAAGCACAAGUCCGCGCCUACAAGGGUGCCGACGGAGUGUGGAAGGUGCACACGAUUGACGCCGCACACACCGACUGCUCCGGCGGCAUUACGAAGGGGAGGACCGUUGCUCUCCAACACCUGGCCUCCACAGUCGUGAAGGACCAUUCGUCCAUGAAUGAAUGGCAAGGAGCUCAAGCGUAAGCUGGAGCGGAACACAGGGAUCGAUGUCGCCCACCGGACGGCAAACCGGAUGAAGAUGACAGCAAGGGACGGCGACAAAGCGACGACGGCGGCUGGGUACCAGCUGCUGGGUUCUUUAUGUAACCUUCUUCAACAGCAGUGCCCUGGUUCGGUCGCGGAAGCCCAG
Molecule: messenger RNA, 914 nt
Organism: Ectocarpus sp. CCAP 1310/34
Lineage: Eukaryota; Phaeophyceae; Ectocarpales; Ectocarpaceae
Source: the annotation of a GenBank genome assembly